UUUGAAUUUUUUGCAUACACUUGAAUUUGCUUUUUAAAGUUACAGGAGAAGACAAAAAAUAAAAAUAAAAAUUAGAUUAAAAGAGAAGAAGUGAUAAAAUUGACGAAAUCUCGAUUAGUGAACCUUAAUAAGUCCCAAUUAGCCCAAUAACAAUUUUUAGUUUUUACUUUUUUUUUGUUUUUUAUCUGUUACCAACCAGGGCCCAACAAAAUAUUAAGGCGGUUGGUUACUUAACACAACAUAACAGUAGUCCACAUCAACGAGACGCGUUGUAAGAGUCCUUGUCGAUUCUUCUGGAAGGUUCUGUCUUCUUCUUCAUCGGGAAAAUUUUAGAGUGGAUUAAUCGUUGAAGAUUCUCUGGCUUGGUCGGUGGUUUUGAUUUGAAUCUCGGUAGGGUAGGGUAGGUUACGUGCUUUUCUAUCGGGAUUUUUUGUUGCAUUAGAGAUGAAGUUAGAGAAGAGAUCUAAGUCCAGCAAGGAAGACGAUGCUGCUGCUUUGAACAAGAAGUAUCGUAGAGAUCGUGAUCGCGGUACGGAGCGGAAGAAGGAGAACAUUUCGGAGAAGAGACGGUCUGAGAGAGUUAGGAGAAGUGAUUCUCAAGAAGAAGAUGAGAGGAUACGGAGUCGGAGACGGAGAGAGAGGAGGGUUAGCGAUUCUGAAGAGGAGAGGGAUAAGAAACGCAGAGUGAAGGACAAGGAAAGAGGACACCGUGAACGUGAGAGAGAUAAGGGCAAAGAUAGGAAAAGGGACAGAGAGAGGAGAGACAGGGAGGGUAGGAAGAAACAUGAAAAGGAGAGGUCACGAGAGGGUUCUAUUGAAGAUAGAGAUGAUGAUGAUGAUGUCAAGCUUGACAUGAAAAGCUCAAAAACUAGCAGGCAUGGUGAUGAAAAUGGUGAGAUCAAAACCUGGAAAGAAGAAGAAGAAGAAGAUGUAGAGGAUGAGCAGAAGCAGUUGGAUGAAGAAGUACACAAACGGAGGAGAAGAGUCCAGGAGUGGCAAGAGCUCAAGAGGCACAAGGAGGAAGCUCAAAGUGAAAGUAAGUGUCUUGACGCUGCUGGUAAGGCUUGGACUCUUGAAGGAGAAUCUGAUGAUGAUGACGACAAUGCAGACUCAGAAAUGGAUGAUGUUGAUGGAGAGACUAUACCUGAAAACAGUGGAGAUGCCAAGAUGGUAGACAUGGAGAAUGAGAAUAUUGGAGGUGACAACAUAGCUGCAGAUGAUGAUGACGAUGAUGUUGAUCCUUUAGAUGCUUUUAUGAAUACUAUGGUAUUACCUGAGGUUGAGAAGCUUAGCAAUAUUACUUCGAAGGAAAGUGCUGACCGGGCAAACAAAGGUUUUAAUAAGGCCCUUGGUAGGAUAAUUCAAGGUGAAGAUUCUGAUUCUGAUUCUGAUUAUUCAGAACCAAUGAAUCAUCAUAAUGAUCCAAGUUUAGACGAAGACGAUGAGGAGUUCAUGAAGAGAGUUAAGAAGACUAAAGCAGAGAAAUUGUCUCUUGUUGACCACUCCAAAAUAGAGUAUGAACCUUUCCGGAAGAACUUCUAUAUCGAAGUCAAGGAUAUCUCUAGGAUGACACAGGAUGUAGUUAAUGCUUAUACAAGGGACUUGGAGCUAAAAGUACAUGGGAAAGGUGUACCAAGACCCAUCAAAUCUUGGUACCAGACUGGACUAACCAGUAAAAUCUUGGAUACGUUGAAGAAACUUAACUAUGAAAAGCCAAUGCCUAUCCAAGCACAAGCACUCCCAAUCAUCAUGAGCGGACGAGACUGCAUUGGGGUUGCAAAAACCGGUUCAGGUAAAACCCUUGGCUUUGUUCUGCCAAUGUUGAGGCAUAUCAAAGACCAGUUUCCCGUUGAAGCUGGUGAUGGGCCGAUUGGGCUUGUAAUGGCACCAACUAGAGAACUUGUUCAGCAGAUUCACAGCGAUAUCAAAAAGUUUGCCAAGGCAUUGGGUAUAAGAUGUGUGGCUGUGUAUGGAGGAUCAGGAGUUGCCCAGCAAAUCAAUGAUCUUAAGCGAGGUACCGAGAUUGUUGUUUGUACUCCUGGCAGAAUGAUCGAUAUUCUUUGUACAAGCAGUGGAAAAAUCACCAAUCUGCGAAGGGUCACAUUUUUGGUAAUGGAUGAAGCUGACCGUAUGUUUGACAUGGGUUUUGAGCCUCAAAUUACUCGUAUUGUACAAAAUAUUCGACAUGAUCGUCAAACUGUGCUAUUCUCUGCCACUUUUCCACGCCAGGUUGAAACUUUGGCACGUAAAGUCUUGAACAAUCCUGUGGAAAUACAGGUUGGUGGGAGGAGUGUUGUGAAUAAAGAUAUAACUCAGUUAGUUGAAAUCAGACCGGAGAGUGAGAGGUUCAGAAGACUUUUGGAACUUCUUGGGGAAUGGUAUGAGAAAGGAAAAAUUCUGGUCUUUGUUCGUUCACAGGACAAAUGUGAUGUAUUGUAUAAUGAUUUGAUGACCAAAUAUGGUUAUGCAUGUCUAUCUCUUCACGGGGGUAAGGACCAGGCUGAUCGUGAAUCAGCUAUAUCUGAUUUUAAGAGCACUGUCUGCAAUUUGUUGAUUGCCACAAGUGUUGCAGCCAGGGGUCUAGAUGUGAAAGAGCUUGACUUGGUUGUAAACUUUGAUCCGCCGAACCACUAUGAAGACUACGUGCAUCGUGUUGGCAGGACAGGUAGGGCAGGGCGGAAAGGCUGUGCUGUAACAUUUCUCUCCGAGGAUGAUGCAAAAUAUGCACCAGAUUUAGUCAAGGCCCUGGAACUAUCUGAGCAGCUUGUUCCUGAUGAUGUAAAAGCAGUGGCCGAUGGGUUCAUGGCAAAAGUGAAACAGGGUAUUGAGCAAGCUCAUGGAACUGGCUAUGGUGGCAGUGGCUUUAGAUUCAAUGAAGAGGAGGAGGAAGUCAGGAAAUCAGCAAAGAAAGCACAAGCUAAGGAGUAUGGCUAUGAGGAAGAGAAGUCUGACUCAGAAGAUGAGAAUGAGAAUGAUGUAGUAAGAAAGGCUGGUAGUGAUAUCUCACAGCAACAAGCUAUGCUUUCUCAGAUAGUCGCCAUUGCUGCUGCUGCUGAAGCUACUGUGACAGCUAACCAAUUGCUGCCUAAUGGAGGCGGGCUUGUUACUGUGGCAGGUUUCCCUCCUUGUGAUGGAGCAGGCCGCGUUGCAGCCAUGGCUGCUGCCGCUAACCUGCAACACAACCUUGCAAGGAUUCAAGCUGAUGCGAUGCCUGAACACUAUGAAGCAGAAUCAGAAAUCAAUGAUUUCCCACAAAAUGCUCGGUGGAGAGUCACCCACAAAGAAACGCUUGGUCCAAUAUCAGAGUGGAGUGGAGCCGCCAUUACCGUUAGAGGUCAGUAUUAUGAGUCAGGAAGUAUGCCCGGACCUGGGCAACGCAAGCUUUAUCUGUUCGUUGAAGGGCCUACCGAAAUAUCUGUUUAGACAGCAAAAGCUGAACUCAAGCGUGUUCUUGAAGACGUAACUAAUCAAGCCUUCUCUCUCCCUGGAGGAACACAAGCCAGAAGAUACUCUGUCCUAUAAAACCAUGAGGUUUGUGAUUCUAAGAUUUUUAACUUACUCAGAUAACAAGUAAUUAUUUAUUGCUUUAUUGGAAUACAAUCUCUGCAAAAUUGCAGAAUCUUUUUAUAGACAUGACUUGGUGUGACAACAAACAUCAAUUUGAUUUGAUUGGGGUGGUUUCCUUCAUUACCUUCGUUCUCUUUUAAUUAAACAGAACUCUGAAUGAAACACCUAAUAGAGAAAGCUGUCAAGUUUAAAACAAACAGAGUUACCGCUAUGUACUUAACACUGAUCUUGAACCAUUACAGUCAGUCCUAAGACUUAUCCUUGACACCCGCUUAGUGAAAA
Molecule: messenger RNA, 3849 nt
Organism: Camelina sativa (false flax)
Lineage: Eukaryota; Viridiplantae; Streptophyta; Magnoliopsida; Brassicales; Brassicaceae
Source: RefSeq, a predicted model, not a curated record